GCUCAGGCUUUACCGUAGAGAGUUGAAUUUUCGAACGGAUAUUGGUUUGUUUCAAAUCAUCGCCUUCACCGGAACAUCUAUAAAACUUACAACUGACGAUCUGUGGAGGUGCUCUAAAUUUUUUUUAUCAAGUUCUUCGAGCCAGCCAGCUUCGAAGGAUUUAUUUUAUACAUUCCGAUACUCGCGAUUUUUAACGAUCGACUCGUCUUGUUGCCAAAGACUUUAAAUUCCUCUUCAAAUCACUACUAAGAUACACACGAUUCAAAACACCAUGUACGGACUAAGCAGUGAACACAACGUUGUACCCGACCCAUCAGUGUAUGCCCAGGAGUUGAUUUCAGAUGAUCAAUCGCUCUUUGAUUCCUCAUUCAAUGACCCCUACAAGCCGCUGAAACCAGCGCACAAAAGCGAUGGCAAUUACUUCAACAAAAAGCGACCUUUAGAGGCUGAACUGGACGAGCCACUCGCUAAAAGACCUUAUGUACCAAACAACGACUUCGCCGAGAGAAACUCGCCCUCCCCUCUCCCACAAAAUUUAUCGCACGAGAAGCGAGUCAUCGUGCCAGCUGACCCUCUGUGCUGGACUAAAGAACAUGUACGGCAGUGGAUACAGUGGGCAAUCAAAGAAUUUAGUCUUAAAGACAUCGAUUCUGAAAGGUUUAACAUGGAUGGCAAGGAACUUUGCAAGUUGACAAGAGAAGGUUUCAUGAAGCUAGCUCCAGCAUACAAUGGAGAUAUUUUGAUGGCACAUCUGUGUGUGUUGAGAAAAACUCCUCUCCCAAAUUUGACAUCUGAUGACAUCGAUAACGCACUCGCCCCCGCAUCGUCUCAAGCUUCCUACCACGCCCCUUCUCCGCCACUUUUUGAUUCAAGACAGCACCCAGUUAUCACUAGCAAUCCUUCUGUGGCCAGAAGCUCAGAGCAUGGACUUCCAGGAAGAUUCACCUCAAAUGAUUCCAUGGACAGAAGCACACCCUCUUGGUCAACACCAUCCUCAACAGCAAGACUGUCGCACAUGAAAGACAGCGUUGUUCCAUCCAGACCAUUGUCUGUACCAGAAUCGCAGUCACUCCAGAGCUCUUUCUCUAAUGCCAGCGUUGGAAACCGCGCCGAACCCGCAAGUACGGGUAGCGGUCAGAUUCAGUUAUGGCAGUUCCUUCUCGAACUCCUGUCGGACCCGAAGAACUCGACUUGUAUCGCUUGGGAAGGCGCGAAUGGUGAAUUCAAGCUCGUAGAUCCGGACGAGGUUGCCCGAAAAUGGGGCGAGCGUAAGAACAAACCGAACAUGAAUUACGACAAGCUAAGCCGAGCUCUGCGAUACUACUACGACAAAAACAUCAUGACGAAGAUCCAUGGCAAGAGAUACGCUUACAAGUUCGACUUUCAGGGAUUGGCUCAACUCAAUCAGCCAAUUACCUCAGACGCUCAAGCACAUGCACAAGCCGCCUACAAAUUCCCAGGUUCUGACUUUUACGCUGGCUUCCCCACCGCUUCAUCGUUGUUCUCCCACCCAGCCGCUAACAGCUGCUACCCAAUGUCUUACUGGGCACGAGCACCACCCGCUUACCCACAGUCAAGACCCAUGUAUGGACCUCCGCUUGGCGCCGGAAUGACAUACUACGCUUAGAAUCUACGUGAAAAUAAAGGAACUUCAUAGAUAAAAUGACUUUUUCUGCUUCGAAUUUGCAGAAGAGGAUUUCGACAUUCCUUAGAGGAAUAAUUUUGUCAACCAAAGUGCUAUUUAUUUAUAGAAGAAAAAAGACAGAAGCUUGUAAUUCGUUUCUGAACAAAAAUCUUAAGACCAAAUGUAGGGACCAUGAUAAAUCUUUUAUUAAAAAAAAAAUCAGAACACACUUCCUUGAGUUGCAGCCACCCAAUAUUAGGGUGAUACUGCUAGUUUUGUUACAGAAAGCCUUCUUUUCAAAUACACCUGGGCAUGGUAUGUUUGAAACAGAUUCUUAUGUACAGUUUCUGUAAAUAUCAAAUAACAGUCAGUUAGGUAAUGUUCAAGUUAGUCCAUUACAUUUACGUUGAUGUUCGAAAGGAAACAGUGACUGUAUAUUUUAAGAGGAAUGCAAACUGCAUAAAAUAUUUAUGACACAAGAAACGUUUUAUAAAUAAUAUUGUAUAUUUGCUUAUGCGGAGAUCUUUAUAAAUUGUCAGAGAAAACAAAAUAGAUAAUUUAUAAUAUUUUACAAUUUUUGUACACGACUUGAAAUGUCGCAUAAUUUGGUGAGAAGGAAGACAACCACAUUGUUGGAUGUAAAUAAAAGAAAUAUGUUUUUAUUUCCUUUA
This is a messenger RNA of Pocillopora damicornis (cauliflower coral), 2295 nucleotides long. RefSeq names its product transcriptional regulator ERG. The record is from RefSeq and is a predicted model, not a curated record. Gene Ontology annotation, cellular component: nucleus. Gene Ontology annotation, biological process: cell differentiation; regulation of transcription by RNA polymerase II. NCBI's taxonomy places the organism in Eukaryota, Metazoa, Cnidaria, Anthozoa, Scleractinia, Pocilloporidae. Gene Ontology annotation, molecular function: DNA-binding transcription factor activity, RNA polymerase II-specific; sequence-specific DNA binding.